AUGAAGCAUAUCAGAAACACUGAGUUCACAGAUAAUAUUGAGAUGAACAUCUCCCUGUUUUUCCUAUUUCUAGCAAUCUGUCUUUUUACUCUGAUAGGAAAUUUGGGACUGGUGGUAUUGGUCAUUGGGGAUUCCCAGCUCCACAACAUGUACUAUUUUCUGAGUGUGUUGUCAUUCAUGGAUGCCUGCUAUUCUUCAGUUGUCACCCCCAAAAUAUUGGUCAAUUUACUGGCAGAGAAUAAAGCCAUUUCAUUUCUUGGAUGUGCAAUACAGAUGUUUCUGACUGUUACUUUUGGGAUGACAGAAUGCUUUCUCUUGGUUGCAGUGGCUUAUGAUCACUAUGUAGCAAUCUACAACCCACUACUAUGUUCAGUUAACAUGUCACUCCGAGUCUAUGUGCCACUCAUCACUGCUUCCUAUGUUGGUGGCAUUUUGCAUGCUGCAUUACACACAGUAGCCACUUUCAGCCUAUCCUUCUGUGCAUCCGAUGAAAUUAGACAUGUCUUUUGUGAUAUCCCUCCACUCCUCACUAUUUCUUGUUCUGACACUCAUAUCAACCAGCUUCUACUCUUCUUCUUUGUUGGCUCUAUUGAGAUAAUUACUAUAUUGAUAGUCUUAGUCUCUUAUGGGUUUAUUCUGUUGGCCAUUCUGAGGAUUCAUUCCUCAGAAGGGAGGCAAAAAGUAUUUUCCAUCUGUGGAUGUCACCUAACUGGGGUGUCAAUUUACCAUGGAACCAUCCUCUUCAGGUAUGUGAGGCCAAGUUCCAGAUAUGCUUUGGACCAUGAUAUGAUAGUGUCUGUAUUUUACACUAGUGUGAUUCCCAUGCUGAAUCCUGGCAUCUACAGUUUGAGGAACAAAGAUGUAAAGAAGGCAAUGAAAAAAUUGUUUGAGAAAAAUUGGUUUAUCAAUAAAGUAUAUUUUUGGCAUUGA
Choloepus didactylus (southern two-toed sloth) is the source of this 930-nucleotide messenger RNA. Its product is annotated as olfactory receptor 1094-like. Bases 1 to 930 code for a protein of 309 amino acids. Gene Ontology annotation, molecular function: G protein-coupled receptor activity; olfactory receptor activity; odorant binding. Lineage: Eukaryota; Metazoa; Chordata; Mammalia; Pilosa; Megalonychidae. The transcript has a single exon. The record is from RefSeq and is a predicted model, not a curated record. Gene Ontology annotation, cellular component: membrane. Gene Ontology annotation, biological process: sensory perception of smell; G protein-coupled receptor signaling pathway.